GUUUGUACUCGGGCCUACGCUAUCCGCUCCUAUUCGUCCCUCCCACUCUUCCAACACACACCACAGCACACAACACCCUAUACCCACACAACGUUCGAUGGUGAGCUCGACGCAGUCCGCUUCACAUGCCACGCGAUCCUGGUUAAGGAAGAACCAGCGACCAUGGCAAAGGGUCUAGACAAGCAGCCACCACAGCAGCAGGCUAACCCAAUCCCUUCUCCAACUCCCCCAACUGCUGCCCCCCAAGCUUCCCCAACUACCCCGAAGCAGGGCUCUGCCGUUCGCGGAGCAUCCCUGCUCAUCGUCCUCCAGAUCGCGUCGCGCGCCGUCACCUUCGUCGCCAACCAGCUGCUCCUCCGUUUCCUCACCGCCCAGCUCCUGGGCGUCUCGACCCAGCUCGAAGUGUACUACCUCUCCGUCCUGUUCUUCGCUCGCGAAAGCCUGCGCGUGGCUAUCCAGCGCCAGGAGAGCCCGUCCACGCGGUCCGACAAUGCGAGCGACACCGCCAAGGCCAGGUCCGCGAACGCGCGAGACAGCCAGGCUGUUAUCAACAUCGCCCACCUAUCCUUACUCCUAGGCCUGGCUUCCUCGGUCGGCCUGGGCUGGGCCUAUCUCCGCUACGUCGACGCUUCGACCGCCGCGACGCCGUACCUCGACGUCGCGCUCCGCAUCUACGGCGUCGCGGCUAUUGUCGAAUUGCUUUCCGAGCCGGCGUUUGUGAUCUUGCAAUACCGACUGCGUUUCGGCCCUCGAGCCGCCGCCGAAUCGAUCGCGACGUUUCUGCGGUGUCUGGUGACCUUUGGGGCGGCCAAUUGGGCGUGGAAGCAGGGCUUCGAAAUCGGCGUCUUGCCGUUCGCGCUCGGACAGCUGGCCUACGGCUUCGGUCUCCUCGCUGUGUAUAUGUGGUUUGGGGCGCAACUGGCGUCAUCCGAGGGUUUUUCUCUUCUGUUGAAGAGGAGCGCGCCGCUAGAGCAGAAGAGCGAAAAGACGGACGGGCCAGGGGCUGGUUACGUGCUUGGGUACUUUUUUAAGCCUACUCUACAGCUCGCGUCUAGCUUGACGGCGCAAUCGUUCGUGAAGCACAUCCUUACCCAGGGCGACACGUUUCUAGUCUCUAUCCUUUCUGAUCCCGGGUCGCAGGGCGUGUACGCCCUGGCCAAUAAUUACGGGGGCUUGCUCGCGCGCUUGGUCUUCCAACCUAUCGAGGAGAGCAGCCGGAAUUACUUCAGCAAGUUGCUCUCCUCUGCUAAGGGUUCGCCGGAUAAGCAGGUUGUCGCUAAGGCUAGGUCGGAUCUCCAGGCUCUGCUGAAAUUCUACGUUCUUCUGGGCGUGUGUGUCGUCACGGUGGGCCCUUUCGCGGCGCCCCUGCUGAUCCAGAUCGUCGCGGGAUCGAAAUGGUCCACCAGCGGAGCAGGAGCCGUACUGGCGCGGUAUUGCCUGUACAUCCCUCUCUUGGCCAUCAACGGCGUCGCGGAAGCAUUUGUCUCGUCCGUUGCUACGGAGUCCGAGGUCCAUAGACAGAGCCUGUGGAUGGGCGCGUUCAGUUUAGCUUUUGGCGUAGCCGGGUUCGUCUCCUUACGGGUCUUAGACCUAGGCGCUGCCGGUCUCGUGUACGCGAAUUGCAUUAAUAUGCUGUGCCGUAUUAUCUGGAGUGGGACUUUCAUUUCGCAAUAUUUUAGGGGUAAUGGAGCCGACUUUGGCUGGAGUGGCGUUCUUCCGGAUGGCUUAGCGCUGUCGACGUUGGCUACUGCUGCCUUUUGGGCUUCUCUGACGAGAGCCGGUAUCUCCGUCGGCACUGUGUCGCCUCACGUUUUUCAAGAUCUAAUCACGGUUGCAGUUCGAGCUGUGCCCUUUGCGAUCGUUAUCGCCUAUACUGAACGCAAAUAUCUGCUGAGCUGCUAUCACACCCUCCGCGGCCGUAGCCAAGCGGCAGGGUAAUGCCAGACUAAACAUAGUCUGCUUGUUCUAUAGAAAGUAGUCCGCUACGCUUUAGCAUCAUUAAUCAUCGAACGUGAUCUUCGUGCCCUUCUGGUUCAUAUCGACGUCCUUGAAGAACGCCCCGUAAGUACCGUGAGCCUUCUUCUUGACCGUGGUUCCAAAUUUGAGAAGGUCCUCAGGAACCGGUUGUCCGGCUUGCUUAAGGAUAUUGAUGAGCCUG
Annulohypoxylon truncatum is the source of this 2158-nucleotide messenger RNA. RefSeq names its product Rft-1-domain-containing protein. Lineage: Eukaryota; Fungi; Ascomycota; Sordariomycetes; Xylariales; Hypoxylaceae. The coding region runs from base 163 to 1938 and encodes 591 amino acids. The record is from RefSeq and is a predicted model, not a curated record. The transcript is spliced from 2 exons. Gene Ontology annotation, cellular component: endoplasmic reticulum membrane. Gene Ontology annotation, biological process: dolichol-linked oligosaccharide biosynthetic process; glycolipid translocation.